AUGCGAAUCACGCUGGAGGUCAAGAAUAAAUGGGGCCUAAUUGAUGGCAGCAUAGCGGUUCCAAGCAGAGAUAGCGCUCAAUAUCCAGCAUGGCGUCGAUGCAACCUGUUCGUCUGUUCAUGGCUCUUCAGAUCUGUACACUCGACGAUAGCACAGAGCUUGAUGCAUUUUGACAAGAGUAGAGACAUUUGGGAAGACUUGAGAAGACGCUUCUUGCAAUAUGACGCUCUAAGAAUUUCAAUCCUGCAGAAUGACAUAUACAACCUGAAGCAACAAUCUCUCUCUGUUAGCGAUUACUACACAAAAUCGCGCACUCUGUGUGAGGAACUGAAUACGUUGAGGCCCCUUCCCAUCUGUAAGGAGAGAGAUACGGAUCAGGUAAUCCGGUUCUUGCAAGGUUUAAAUGAAGAUUAUAAUAACCUUAAAUCAAACAUUCUUGUGCUGGAUCCACUACCUGAGAUUUACAAAGUUUUUGUGAUGGCUGAGAAGUUAGAGAGGCAAAUCAAUCUAACCAACUUGAGCUUAGGAAAUAUGGAAAUUAACCAUGCUAAUGCAGCACACACCAAUCAGUCUGUUGGUGAGGAAACUACAGCAGCAACACUAAACAACUUUAAUGACAGACGAAGCAAUGUUAACAAGCCAAAAUGUACAUACUGUAGGAUGAUAUGA
Molecule: messenger RNA, 669 nt
Organism: Ipomoea nil (Japanese morning glory)
Lineage: Eukaryota; Viridiplantae; Streptophyta; Magnoliopsida; Solanales; Convolvulaceae
Exons: 1
Coding region: 1-669 (222 amino acids)
Source: RefSeq, a predicted model, not a curated record